AUGUACUGGAGGUACAAUGGAUGGUCGUCGCCGUCGUACCCUGGAUGUCAGCCUAUACCGCUUCCAGAAGGCUUCCUAGUGUCUCAUAGACCAGAUGUUCCAAAUCAGUACAUAAAAGCUGGAAUUUAUCAUCCUCAGUGCUACGAUGGAGUAAUGCCUGUUCUUGAUACCAACACCAAUUUGCUCGUAGAACUGUUUGUGGGGCCGCUUCCAGUUAUCCAAGAGACUUGGCAUCAGUUUACACAUAGCGGAUCACGCGGAUCGUUUGCAUAUAGCAUAGUUCCUAUCAUAUACAGUGUUUCCAUCCUGGCGGUGGUCACCUGGUUUCUUACCCUUUUCGUCAUGACAAACUAUACCGUCAAACCGAGCUUUUUGUUGAAGGUUUCGUCGUUGUUGUCGUCGGUGUACAUGUUGAUAACAGUGGUAAAGUCGGUGGUAAAUCUACAUGGUCAACAAAAACGAGGGUAUCUCCAUGGAGCCGAACUCCUCAAAUACAUUAACAAUAGCACCACCCUCAAUGUCAUUGACCUUAUUUUGGUCAUUCUCCUUCAAAUCAACCAGGUCCAGGUGAUCAUGCGUAUCUUUUCCCGUCAGAAGGAUAAACGACUAACGUUUCUCAUUGGUAUAAUAGCAUGCAUUUCUUUCCAGGUGAUCUGGGCCAUAACUCAAUUUCACGUUUUCGAUGCCGACGAUGAAGCAGGAGACAUUCUUCCCGCUUUCAUAUAUUUGGGCCGUAUUGCCAUGGGAGCUUGCUAUGCUGCGUUAAUCUCGGUUUUCAUCGUCACCAAGUUUAAUGAUGUUUUGCUCAACAAACAUAUAUGGCUCCUCUCGGGCCUCACCAUCGUGUUCAUAUACAGCCCAGUGGCCUUUUUCGCUGCGGAUAUCUCCAACAUGUGGGUGAACGAAUUGUCAGAUAUUUUCUCCGUAGUCACAUACGUGAUUUGUGUGGUGAUUCCCUGGGAAUGGUGCAACAAGUACAACCUCAUUUUGAAGAAAAAGGAGAAGGAAGGAGUUCUUGGUCGACCGUUUUACGAAGACGAAGUAUAUGAACUUGAUCGCUACGAAAUUUUCAUCGACAAAGAUAGCGACGAAGAUAAUGAAGAUGGCGGCACCACACAAAGUCGUCGGUCGCUAUCGAUGUCUACAUCCGAACAAUCUGACAACCCUACAACUGCACCCUCAAACGCCAGAGCUGCUUUGCCCUUCGUAUUAAGAGCCUACGAAGCUUCCAAGAAAAACUUUUUGUCUCUUACAGACGCUAUCAUUGCCACUGGUUUGGCAAUUCCCCGUUCCGUCAGUGUCUCCACACUGUCCUCCAACCCUCGUCCCGAGACGGUUCCUCUCACUACUAUCCACCAGGAGAGGGAACCAGAAGAUACCAAUAGCCAGUUUCGCAACGGAAGACAGCGCAAUAACGUCUUUGUCUAUUCCCGAAAGGAAGUGGUGAUUGACUUUGACGAUCCAGAACCUUAG
This is a messenger RNA of Meyerozyma guilliermondii ATCC 6260, 1473 nucleotides long. RefSeq names its product Rim21p (gene RIM21). The record is from RefSeq and is a predicted model, not a curated record. Gene Ontology annotation, biological process: cellular response to pH. The transcript has a single exon. Gene Ontology annotation, cellular component: plasma membrane. Lineage: Eukaryota; Fungi; Ascomycota; Pichiomycetes; Serinales; Debaryomycetaceae. The coding region runs from base 1 to 1473 and encodes 490 amino acids.